This is a messenger RNA of Anoplopoma fimbria (sablefish), 2720 nucleotides long. RefSeq names its product cytoplasmic polyadenylation element-binding protein 4-like. Gene Ontology annotation, cellular component: nucleus; cytoplasm; neuron projection. The transcript has 10 exons. Gene Ontology annotation, molecular function: ribosome binding; mRNA regulatory element binding translation repressor activity; translation factor activity, RNA binding. The record is from RefSeq and is a predicted model, not a curated record. The coding region runs from base 271 to 2505 and encodes 744 amino acids. Gene Ontology annotation, biological process: negative regulation of cytoplasmic translation. NCBI's taxonomy places the organism in Eukaryota, Metazoa, Chordata, Actinopteri, Perciformes, Anoplopomatidae.
GAGAGAGAGCUGUGUCAUUGAGCAGGCAGGACACGUCAGGAGAAGAGAGAGAGAGAGAGAGAGAGAGAAAAAAGCUGACCGACUGCACCGUACGAGUCAGCGACCACAUCGACCCCGAAAGCUUCGCCUGACGCACUCGUGUUUUCAAGGACACCUCCUCGCCUCCAGCCCACUGAGCGGAUCUCGACAAAGACGCCGCCGAGGUCGAAGGUGGUGAUCAGCAGGACAAACGAUCACGGGAUAGCUUUUGUGUGUGGGGGGAGAAAACAAAUGGGGGAUUACGGGUUUGGAGUCCUAGUUCAAAACAACACUGGCAACAAGUCUGCAUUCCCAGUUCGAAUCCACCCGCAUCUGCAGCCCCCACACCACCACCAGAAUGUGUCGCAGAGCCCGGCUGCUUUCAUAAACAGCACCACAGCCGCAGGGAAUGGCACCACGGGAGGCUCUCCCUGGCUCUUUCCUGCCUCAGCCACCCACAACAGCGUGCAAGACGAAAUCCUGGGGGGCCCAGAGAAGCCCAAAGCACAGCAGCAACAGGAAAUGCAAGAAACGCAAGAAAAGCAGCAGCAGCAGUUGUCCCCUGGGAGUCACCAGGAGGGUGGGGGUGGGAUCAUCUCAGAACUGGAAAAAGCCCGGUCAGAUGAAGCCAAGACAGACAACGGUACGUCUGAAGGAAGUAACGGAAAGGAGAAGCAGUUACGUCUUGAGUCUCCUGUCUUGACAGGCUUUGAUUACCAGGAGACAUCUGGUCUUGGGGGAACUGGCCAGGUCCAGUCCAGUACAACCUCGUCAUCACUUACUGGCUUCAACAACUGGUCAGCUGCUAUCCCGCCAGCGCCAUCAACCAUCAUCAAUGAGGAUGUCAGCUUCUUCAACCCGGCGUCUGCCAACAACGGGCCCCUGCUGUUCCAGAACUUCUCACACCAUGUCAGCCCAGGGUUUGGUGGGAACUUCUCUCCCCAGAUCGGACCAGCGGCGGCCUUGUCCCAGCACCACCCGGCUCCCCCACCACACCCUCACUUCCAACACCCCCACAACCAACACCAGCAGCAUCGGCGCUCCCCGGCCUCCCCACACCCUCCACCGCCCUUUCCGCACAGGAAUCCGGCUUUCAGCCAGUUGCCGCAUUUGUCCAACAGCCUGAACAAGCCCCCGUCCCCUUGGGGCCCAGCCAGUUACCAGAGCCCCUCUCCCUCCCCUGGCUCCUCUACCUCCUGGAGUCCCGGAGGAGGCUACGGUAGUGGUAGCGGCGGCUGGGGAGGGUCUCAGGGCAGAGAUUAUCGCAGAGGGCUGAACGGCGGGAUGACCCCCAUCAACUCUAUCUCUCCUCUGAAGAAGACCUUCCCUAACAACCAUGUGGCAUCCCAGAAGUACCCUCGAAACAGUCCUGCAGGCUUCAACCCCAAGUCCUGGAUGGAUGAUGGAGUCGGCCGCAGUGACAACAUCUUCCCCUUUCAGGAACGCACCAGGUCAUUUGACAGCUUCAACAUGAACACACUGGAGAGCUCCCUGAUCGACAUCAUGAGGGCUGAGCAGGACACCCUGAAAGGUCGUCUUGGGUUCCCCCAUCCAGGAGGAGACAACCCUUUACCCCUCAAUGGCCACUCCUCUCUCUUCCCCAUGGAGGAUGGUUUCCCUGAUGACGAUCGUGGCGAUCAGGGUCUUGCAGGCCUGGGCUCUCCACACUGCUUUCCACACCAGAACGGAGAGCGCGUCGAACGUUACUCACGCAAGGUCUUUGUGGGAGGACUGCCCCCGGAUAUAGAUGAAGAUGAGAUAACAGCCAGUUUCCGGCGUUUUGGACACCUGUUUGUGGACUGGCCUCACAAAGCGGAGAGCAAAUCCUAUUUUCCACCCAAAGGCUACGCCUUCCUGUUGUUCCAGGAUGAGAGCUCAGUGCAGGCUUUGAUUGAUGCCUGCAUCGAAGAGGACGGCAAGCUGUACCUCUGUGUGUCCAGCCCCACCAUCAAAGACAAGCCGGUCCAGAUUCGCCCGUGGAACCUGAAUGACAGCGAUUUUGUGAUGGAUGGAUCUCAGCCUCUGGACCCGAGGAAAACCAUCUUUGUGGGAGGUGUCCCUCGUCCGCUCCGUGCAGUGGAGCUGGCCAUGAUCAUGGACCGCCUGUAUGGUGGGGUGUGCUACGCUGGCAUCGACACAGACCCCGAGCUGAAGUACCCCAAGGGAGCAGGGCGGGUCGCCUUCUCUAAUCAGCAGAGCUACAUUGCUGCUAUCAGUGCUCGCUUUGUACAGCUGCAGCAUGGAGAAAUCGAUAAACGGGUGGAAGUGAAGCCAUACGUGCUGGAUGACCAGCUGUGCGAUGAGUGCCAGGGAACUCGCUGCGGCGGGAAGUUUGCGCCGUUCUUCUGCGCCAACGUCACCUGUCUGCAGUACUACUGCGAGUACUGCUGGGCGGCCAUCCACUCACGCGCCGGACGAGAGUUUCACAAACCCCUGGUGAAGGAAGGAGGCGACCGACCCCGUCACAUCUCCUUCCGCUGGAACUGAGCGGACGACAGAGAGGGAGAGGCAACAGGGGAGCAGGAGGGCAGGUAGUGCAGGAGUCGCAAAUCAUUGUACAAAUAAAUGCACUUUUCUGUUGCUGGUUCCUUUUCGUUCCAAUUUCACUGAACCUUUUUCCUAAUUUUUUUAAGUUAAUAUAUAUCUAUAUUUUGAAAAUAGAAAAGAAAAACUGGAAUUAUAUCCAAAUAUGUCCAGCAAGG